Emericellopsis atlantica is the source of this 603-nucleotide messenger RNA. RefSeq names its product LSM domain-containing protein. Gene Ontology annotation, biological process: mRNA splicing, via spliceosome. The transcript is spliced from 6 exons. Lineage: Eukaryota; Fungi; Ascomycota; Sordariomycetes; Hypocreales; Bionectriaceae. The record is from RefSeq and is a predicted model, not a curated record. The coding region runs from base 164 to 412 and encodes 82 amino acids. Gene Ontology annotation, cellular component: U4/U6 x U5 tri-snRNP complex; Lsm1-7-Pat1 complex; U6 snRNP. Gene Ontology annotation, molecular function: RNA binding.
CGAAUAUCCCACCUUGUGUUCGAGUGAGUUACAGAAUCGGAGUCGAGACAUCCUGACACACGAACCCCAACAUUACGAUAUCAAGGGCUCUCAAGAAGCCCUGACCUUUAUCCCAGCCGAUUCGUCAUUCCUCACCACACAACACUACGUGUAUAUCCGCAGGAUGGCCUCCCAACUACUACCCCUCGAGCUCAUCGACAAAUGUGUCGGCUCAAGAAUCUGGGUCAUUAUGAAGGGCGAUAAGGAGUUCAGUGGCACCCUCAUGGGCUUCGACGACUACGUCAACAUGGUGUUGGAAGACGUAACAGAGUUCGACUACUCAGGGAAUCACACAAAAUUGCCCAAGAUUCUUUUGAACGGAAACAACAUAUGCAUGCUGAUCCCAGGCGGUGAAGGGCCGGAGGGUGCGUAGAGAUAGGAAAAGUUGUUCAUAUGCGAGAUGCGAUCGGUCAAUGAAAAAAAGAUCAGAUGCGAGGAUGGCCCAUGUCCAUUUGCACCCCCUUGACGCGGUAAGACUCGCGUAGUCUGUGACCCUGGCCAUCUAAGGAGACCACGACACCCAACUCCAAGAAAACAAAAUCCCCAAACUCCGACGUGUGAUAG